AUGCUCCCGCCGCGCCCCGCGCCCCCGCCCGCGCCGCCGCCCGGCGCCCGCAGGCAGGGGGAGCCGCCGGGCCGGCUGCUGCGCCUCCUCUGCGCCGUGCUGGUCUGCUCCGGGGAGAUCGCCGCGCUCGCCGACUUCUCCGGCUACCUGACGAAGCUGCUGCAGAACCACACGGCCUACGCCUGCGACGGCGACCAGCUGAGCCUGCAGUGCCCGCGGCACUCCUCCAUCAGCGUCCAGGCCGCCUUCUACGGGCAGGACGGCCGGGCGUGCGGGGGCCAGCGGCCCGCCCCGGGCGGGGACGGCGGGGACGGCCCGGCCUGCGAGGCGCCCACCACCUUCCAGAAGGUGUUGGACGAGUGCCAGAACCAGCGGGCCUGCCGCCUCCUGGUCAACAGCCGGGUGUUCGGGCCCGACCUCUGCCCGGGCAGCAGCAAGUACCUGCUGGUGUCCUUCAAGUGCCAGCCGAACGAGCUGAAGAACCAGACGGUGUGCGAGGGCCAGGAGCUGACGCUGCGCUGCCACCCCUCCAAGUCCCUGAGCAUCUACGCGGCUGCCUUCGGCCGGCGCGCCCGGGACGCGGACCUGUGCGCCUCGGCCGCCCGGCCGCCCCCCUUCGACUGCCUGUCCCACUCGGCCGCCCACGUGCUGGCCCACAGGUGCUACGGGCGGCAGCGGUGCCGUGUCCGCGUGGACAGCCUUCACUUCGGGAGCCCCUGCCCGCCCGGGGCCAGGAAGUACCUCACCGUCGCCUACGCCUGCGUGCCCAGGACCAUCCUGUCCGCGCUGGACCCCGCCCUCGCCGAGCCGGCCCCUUCCCCGAAGCAGGAGGACGCGGACGGCGGCCACGGUGCCGGCGCCGAGGACCCCCGGGAGUCCCGGGUCCGGAGGAAGGAGGGCGUCAUGGUCAGCAGCUCCCUGGCCGCCUUCGCCUACAUCCGAGCCCACCCCGACCGGGCCGCCCUGCUCUUUGUGUCCAGCGUGGGCGUCGGGCUGGCCCUCACGCUGUGCGCCCUGGUGGCCCGCGUGUCCUGCGCCCGGGACCUGCGGGCGCUGCGGGGGGCGCGGGAGCGCCUGGUGGCCGCCGCCGACGGGGCCUCGGAGGACAGCGAGGACGCGGACGGGAGCGAGGCCUCCUCUGGCUCCAGCCUCCCCGGGGAGCCGCCCGGCCUCCGCAGGACCGCGCACCCCGCGUACACGGCCCUGGAGGCCGCGGAGCUGGCCGAGAGGAUCGAGCGCAGGGAGCAGAUCAUCCAGGAGAUUUGGAUGAACAGCGGCCUGGACGCCUCCGUGCCCCGGAGCGCUGGCCCCUUCUACUGA
Messenger RNA from Pipistrellus nathusii (Nathusius's pipistrelle), 1320 nucleotides. Lineage: Eukaryota; Metazoa; Chordata; Mammalia; Chiroptera; Vespertilionidae. The record is from the annotation of a GenBank genome assembly.